GGCGGAGCCGCUCCCGGGGGUUAUAAAGCGGGGUGAAAGGUCAGGGGUCAGAGGGUGACGCCGUCGUGGGCCGCGCAGUGACCCCGGGGGCUGGGACGGACAGAGGGAGGCAGGAGGAGGCGGCGGCGGGGGCAGGCCAGGAUGACGGGCAUGGCCGACAACCACCGGGAGAGCUGGGCGGGGCUGAUUGCGGAGGCCGAGCGGUACCGGCGCCGGACGGGGAACGAGGUGGUUCUGAUCACGGCUUUCCGGGCCCCGCAGCCGGGCGGCUUCUCCUACGCCCAGCACGGCUGCGGGGCCCUGGGCGACGCCGCCCGCCGCUACCUGGAGGACAUCGCCGUCGUCCACAAGACCACGGCUUUCAGCUACGCCCCGGCCCCCGCCCGCCCCGGCCCCUCCCAGCCCCGACAACCGCAGCUGCCCCCCCCAGGACCCCCCCGCCGGCCCCCACUGGACAGCGGGCGCCCAGGGAGCCCCGGCCGAGGCCGCGGGGGGGCAGGACGAAGAGGAGGAGGAGGAGGAGAAAAACGUGCCGGCGCCCAGGGAGGUGGAGGCAGGCGGGAAGCAGCAGCAGCCCCCCAGCGACACCACGGGUGA
Molecule: messenger RNA, 597 nt
Organism: Mauremys reevesii (Reeves's turtle)
Lineage: Eukaryota; Metazoa; Chordata; Testudines; Geoemydidae
Product: proline-rich AKT1 substrate 1-like
Exons: 2
Coding region: 142-597 (151 amino acids)
Source: RefSeq, a predicted model, not a curated record